AUGGAUAAAGCAAGCAAAAAAUUGAGUGGAAAUUCAAAUACGGUGCAAAAAAUCAUUGCAGUUCCCGAUCAAAAUUUGCCGAGUUCAUACUAUACUAAAAAGAUUGUUCUACUGUGUAUUUGUCUGAAAAAAUUUGCGGAAUAUUGUUUUGUUCUGGCUGUCACAUUUUUUAUUGUUCCUUUGAUAUUGGUCUGGUUGUAUCCACAUAUGGUUUUGAAUUUGGAAAAUGUCACAGGUAAUAUUCUAAUAGUUAAUUUUUUUGAAAACAAUGUUUCAGAAUGGAAAACAUCACCAUCUACACCGAUACAAAAAUUUCAAAUGACAACAAUCAAAAUGGCUGGAGUUAGUGCACAAAUUUGGUACAGAACUGGAAGCUUUAGAAUAUCGAACAUUCAUUCACCAAAAUAUAUAUCUCUGAACUCGUAUAAUCCAGAAAAACAAGGUUAUAAUAUUAUUUUCUGUGAUCCAACUCAACACAGACAUAAUCGAUUUACAUAUCAAGAAUAUAUAUCAAUUAUUAAAGUUUGUUAUUUAUGGGUCAAAUCAAAAGUUGGAACAAGUUCAGUCUAUUUAGCAGCUGACAAUCAUUUAGCAAAGUAUAUAAAUAAUUUUAAAGUUUUUGAUCAAUACAAGAAAUUUCAGCAUUGCUCUCGAAGCUGCUAUUCAUCUACAACCAAAAUACAAAAUCGAUAAGAUUUAUCUGAAAAACCCUGUUGCUGAUUUCGCGGAAAGAUAUCAAAAUAAUGGAAUUCUUCAAGGAACUUUUUUGAUACCAUCAAUUCGUCAAAGUGUCAUUGAGUAUGUAUUUCGGAGAAGUGGAUUAACAUUUUCGAAUUUUGAUGAACGUCUUCAAAAAUAUGGAAUUGGUACUGUUGUGAUUAACCCUAUUGAUAACCGGGGCACCAAAUCAGUAAACUGAACAUAUUUAUAGUGUUUCAUCAAUAAACUAAUUUUUCUAGAAAAUAAACUAACUUUUUCUGAAAUUGGAGACAGUUUUUGACAAAGUUAAGAAUUUGAAUACUUUUUUUCAGUCAAGAAAAUCAUUUCGAAAUUUCCAGAAUGAAAUGAAAAAAUCAAUUUACACCAACCUCCCGAACAUUCUUGAACAAAAUUAUUCACAUGAAAAUAACUUUGGAGCAAGUUAGAGCUCCAGAAAGAAGCGACUCUGGUAAUCAGUUCCGAGUUUUUUCACGUCAUAACUCAUGUUAGGAUCUUGUUAAGUAUAUCCCUUAUUUCAGAAAUCAUAAUUCAACGCCAGCAUUUCUCUGGAAAUAUUCCAACAACCCCUAAUUAUUUACUUCUCUAGCAAAAAGCAAGAGCUACUGUACCCAAUUUGUCUCUUCCGUGUUUUUUCCGAAGGUAUAUAUUAUUUCAGAAAAAAUAUAGAUAGCAAAAUAUUAAUUAUAUAUAAUUUAUUAUUUUCCACAUUUCUCGUUCGUUUCGUUCUUAACUAGCUACUGGAACGCAGCAAAAAAAUUCGCACAUUUCUCAAACAGAAUUUAUGUAUGUCUAUGGGUGUUCUUUUUUUUUCUUCUUGGGAGAUCGAAUUAUUCAAAUUUUUCGCAUCUGUGUGGGACCACACAAAAAACUUCUGAAUGUGGAAUUUGUUUCUAGGGGAGAACACGAAAUUCAGAAAAAGAGGAGAGGAAAAAACAACUUUUGUGUUUUUUUUUUGACAUCUUUUUAUGCUAACUUUUGUGUUACCUUUUUGUUAGUCUUUUAGUCUCGAGAAAUUGAAAACGAAGAGAAAACACAUUUGUCUUCUAAUUAGGCCUUCGAGAUGUCUUCUUUUUAGAUAUGAUAAUUGCGGCUGUUCGCCACUUUUUUCGUGUUUUUGAGCUUUGGUUUUUCGAGAUCCGAUUGUUAAUCGGAAUGCAGGAUUUUCGAAAGUUUUUCUUUCGAAACCACCUGGCGGCGAGUAAGCAUAACUCUGGCCUGGUGUCCAAUUCUUUCGAUUGAGCCAAAUGUUUUCCCCGAUAUUUCUACUUUGGGAAUUCAGUUAUUUUUUUUGCAUUUCUCGAUAACAAUCAUUGAUUUUAAAUUGCAUGGAAUAGAAGCGCUAUGCAGCUCUUUAGACUUCUAGAAAUUUCCUCGUGUUUUUUUUUUGAAAAUUCAAUCUUCGAUUUAUGAGCCAUGAUUUUUUUUUUUUGAAAAAUCAAUUUUCAAAUUGAAAGCUCGCAGACAUAAAGCUUUGCAGUUUUGUUCAAGAACAAUUUUCAGAUUAUUUUAAGCUCCUAUAAGUUGAUUAUCUUCAAAUAUUUCUUUCUCCUAUUUCUCAACAAAUUGCUGUACACGUUGAAUUUUUAAAUACUCUGUUUAGAGAAAAUUGGCUACCUUCUGAUCUCAGAAACGGCUCUUUAUAAUAUAUCAGAUCUGAAUUUUGUUUUAUCAUCAUCAAAUACAAACUCCAAAAUGUGUUUUGAAAACAACUCUAAGAAGGACCUCCCUAAUAAAUGAAAUAAUAAUAGUGCAAAAAUAUUUGUCAUUUUUUAUGAAGUCUUAUUCCGUCGUUUUUGCUUGUCAUGUUUUUUUCCACUUUUUGUCUUUGGUUGUUUUCGAAAAACACCAUUUUUCUGUUGUUUUUGCCUCCUCCUCCCAUUAUUUUUCUCAAUUUUGUUUUACGCAAAAAUGCACUUUCUAUGAUUGAAAACUGAACUUUUUUCUUUUUUUUUCUUAUUUUGUAGAGGCGAAGUGGAGUAAAAAAGUUCCAACUCUCGUAAUUAGGUUAGCCCCCAAGUAGAAUGUUUUUUUGGUCCUGGUCCAAUCUUUGUUCUUCUUUUUCAGAUUUUCCGGAAUCUUGUUUGUCAUUGAAGAUUUGGGAUCAAAUUUCAAAUUUCAAAUUUUAUUACAUUUUUUCUAUUAUUUAUGAUGAAUGCAUGAAUGAAAUCCUAUUUUUGUCUGAACUCCAUCUUAAUCUUUUUCUAAUUAUUUUUUGGUGUUCUUUUUUCUCGGAAGAGGAGGAAAUAACGGAAAUCUAUAUGUUUCCUUUUCAUGUAUGUGUCAAAAAAUAUUUUUUUCGUAAAAUUGUGUGUUUUUGACAUUCAUUUUUUUGGUCUUUUCUGAAAAAAAAUCAAGAAAAAAUAGUUGAUGAUUCAAUAAACAUCUGUUUUAUUCAGUUUUUUCUUUCAUUCUUUCUUUCUUGCUAAAUAAACAUAAACAUAUCACAGAUGUCUUAAAAUCUUGAGAUGUUUUUAAAAAUUCAUUUUCCUGGAAAUAAAGUGUUUUCAUUCAUUCGAUUCGAACAAAAACAAAUAUUUAUGCUGCUAUCCAAUUUUUUCAUCUUUGUAUUUUCAAAGAAAUAAAAAAUUCCGCUCGCGCUAGAAAUCGAACCUUUGGCCUUUUUCUUGAUAACCCGGUGUGUUACCACUUGCGCUAUUUAUCAACAGUGGCUCUCAACGCGCUGUUUCCUACCAGAGUCGAUUUCUAGACGUGGAUCCUGGACAAUUAAAUUCUCUAGGCGUAGCUACUUGCCUUUCUACAAUCGGAUAUUUCGCACACAAGCUCUAAUGGCUUCAAAAAUUAUAUAAUGAUCGUUAAUUGUUAUAUUUACGAAUUCAGCACAUAAUUCUUGCUUUUUGAAAUCACGAACCUGACAAAAAAUGAUAUUUUUACACUUUCUGCUGUCUAAAACACAAAAUGUUUCAUUUUAUUUCAUUUCCAGUGUUUUAUAAAUGAAAUUGAAAAAUGUGCGAAAAAAUGCAAAAAAACCGGAAAUCCGGAAAAUAUUUCUCGAAAUUUCUAAUCGAAUAACUAGAAGAAGAAGUACUUUUGAAAUUUUUCAUAUUUUUCCACGAAAUGAAAUGAAAAAUAUUCUGUUUUCCCGCAUUUUCAAGUUUUUUGCACUUCAUAUUGUAAAUACUUGUAUUAUUUUUCAAAAAUCAUAAUUUUUUGUUUUGCAAAAAAUUGGCUCAAAUUUUCCUUUUAAAGAUAUUCCGAUGAUACUAAUUUUUCGAUUACUGUAAAUUUGUAUUUUUUGGAUUGAACAUUUUGUAAUCAUAUACUGGAAGAUUUUAGUCUGAAAUUGGAAAAAAAAUCAAACUCAAAAAAAAUUUCAGAAAAAUAGAGACUACAAAAAUAUGAGACCAAACACUAAAACGUUCUAUUUAGCUCAAGUUUUUAUAAUCGAAUUAUCAAAAUUCUAAUUUUCCUCGAAUAUAUUUAUCAUUCUUCUUGAUUUUCUCUCUCUCUUAAAAUUCAAAAUAAGAAAAAAAUAAGGAAGCAAAAGGAAAGUUUUGCUUCUCAAAUAUGCAUACAUUUUUUCUCGUUUUUCUUCUUUUUUUUGAUCCAUCAUGCAUAAUGUGUUAAAGUACCUUUGCAGUUCUCAUAAAAAACCCAAUAAAUAUUUGGGUCGGAAACUGCUUUCAUAUGUUGACAAUUUAACCAAAAAUGCAUUUUUCGGUAGUAAUAAUAAAAAUAAUAACAACUCAGAAGGUUAGAUAGCUUAUGAAUUCUUGAUUGAAAAGUCACGCGGUCGAUUUUAUGUGCUUGCUUGGAGAAAUGAUUUAUUUUUAUGAUAUUGCUUCAUUUUUUGAGUUUCAGUGAUUGUUCAGUUUUUUUUAAAAGAGGUUUUGGAACUUCAGAAUUUAUAGAAUUUAGGACCGAUCAUAUUCGAAAUAGUUUUAUUAGGCUUAUCGAAAAAAAUUCUGGCACUUCUAGUUUCUGUAACCAAAAUUUUGUUGAAAAGUCCCUUGAUGACUCAUUCAUUUUCCUCUUCGUCUUCUUUUUUAUUAAAGUCCCCUGAACUUGUAAUUACAACAACACGCAACGAAGCCAAUUAUGGCUUCAAAGUUUUUUUUUUGCGCAGAGCUCAUCACAGGAGCAAAAAAAUAGAUGAAAAAAAGAGAAAAUUUUGACGCGGUCUAUUGAAUUUUUGAUGGAUUGAGAAAAGAAAGUAGAGGUUUCUGGGCGAUGAGAAUUUAAAAUUAAUUAUUUGGCAACAAAUUUGGGAUAGAAAUAUCUAUUUAAAUUCGAACUUUGGUGUCAAAUAUUAUUUUUUGAUGUUUUAGUUUUGAUAGACUUCAAAAGCCAAAUUGUUUUAUAUCGAAAUAUUCUUAGAAAUGCUAUUCCCUAAGAGUUUCGAACCAAAUUUGGAAAAUCAAAGAUUUCUUCUUAUUUUAGUAGAUCAACAAUCAUUCGGAAAAGGGUCUAAUUAAAUGCGCGCAAGAUAAAUAAGUAUACUUAUACUUAUAGACAUUUAAUUGCAGUGCUCUCUGAAAUUUCUCCAACUAAUUCAACUUCUCGUUAUGUAUUUAUUCCGACGUUUUUUGUGGGCGUACGGAAAUAUUUUCAAACAUUUGAUUUGAUGAAUAAUUAAUCGCCGGGUUCAUAACCGCCUCUUCAGAGAAAAGAAAAAAGAAGUUGUUAUUUAGUAAAAAGUAAGAAAUCAGAGUUCUUCGAGAGAACUACAAAAAAUGAGGGUUUUUGAUUUUCUCAGGAGUUGUUUGUUAUUUGUUUCACGAACGUGAGAAGUACAAAAAUAAACUUUUUGAGUUUUAGCAUUGAAAUAUUGAACAUGUGACUAUUUGUGAGAACAUCUAAUAUGGAUUAUUCUUAAACUAUUUUUUUAAAGUCUCCUGUUUUUCUAAAGUCAAAUCAAUCAGAUUCACAACAAAAUUUUGACCACCAUAUUUUCUCUUUCCAAAAUUACCCCCAAAAAAUAGCUCCGCCCCCGAAAUUUGUUCCAUGUCAAUCAACACAUUUUUUCUCAUCAUCAUCAUCAUUUUUGUGUGUGGUGUCAAUUUUUUCUAUUUCUAACCUAAAACGAAUACAAAUUGAAUUCGAAUUGAAUAUUCGUUUGCUUUAAUGAGUCAGAUUGUGAUGUGUGUUUUGGAGCUAAAAAAUCAGAGGCGCAAAAUGUUUGCUUCCCAGGUUUUGAAUUUCAAUGGGGUCAAAAAUUGGCGCUAAUUUUUUAGCUUUCGCUAAUUGAUGGAUUUCCGGUGGGAACUAGAUUUUAUAGCUUAUACUUCCGGCUACUUUCUAGAUUUCUAGAAAAAUAGUUACAUCACUUGAGAGAGAGAAAAUGAUGUUUGAUCAUUUUUCUCUGGAUCCCAUCUGGUUUUUUUUCGGACCCUUUUCUCUUUUUGAAAAAUGUGUCCUCAUCGAGUCGCGCGCGCAACAUUUUUAAACCCGUUGUGAAUCUCUAUUUUUUGUUGUUUUGUUAUUGCCUCCCUCAAGAGACACAAUCCGUUGUUUUUUUUUUCGUGUUGUUUGACAUAGAAAUCUUCGUCGUGGCUCAUUAAAAUGCACAUUUUAUAGAUAUUUCUAGUUUUUCUAGAGAUUUCUUUUAUACGGAAAUCGACUUUUUUAGUGCUAGAUAAGUUUGUAGAAAAUCGGAAAUUUGAGAGUUUUGAACUUUUUUUUGGCUCUCUCUUUCUGACAAAGUGAUGUGAUGUCUACUAGAAACUGAAAGUUUUAGAAAAAGCACGAGAAAUUUAAUACUAGGUUUUGAUUUUUGGAGGGUAACUUUGAAAUUUAGAAUUCAUAGUUCUUGAAAAAAAUGCGUUAGAACCACGUGUGAUUUUCAGAUAAUUUCACCCGAGAAACUUCAAACUUUCGAGUACAGUGUAAACACAGAAUGUCAAAUGAAAAAAAAACAGUUUUUCACAGAAUUUGCAAGAAAACAUUCAAAUUCCAACUGUUAUCCCCUUGGCCAUGUAACAAAUUUCCCACAUAAAAUCUAGUGCCAAACUUUUUAUUUCUCAAAUCCUAAAUUAGUAUUCAACUCUAGAUCAGAAAAUCCUGACUUUUCCGAAUUGUUCAUUCUGUGUUUAUGUGAUUUUUGAGACCGGUGUUUGUGUUUUUCGAAAAAUAGUUCGGAAACUCCUGGUUGUCACGCAAAAUUUUAAUUCCAAGAAUUAUUUUUUUCAAUUUAGAAAAUAUUUUUUUAGUUUUGGUUUAUGCCAUGCAAAAAUGUAUUGAUUCCUUACUUCAAAAGUUCCUGAAUUUAAUUUGUUUGAAAAAAAGUUUCCUACUUGAAGCAACCAAUUCUGUGUACUAACACGAGUUUCAGAAACCACAACUCAACACCAAAAAACAGUCAAUCCUCAAACAUUUCCACUUAUUGUUAUUUUUCCCGAAAAUAUUUUUUGUUUUCAACAUUAUUAUUAUUAUUCAAUUAUCCAUCAGUUUACCAAAGAAAAAACGUCAACAAAAUUAUUUUUUCUUCUGUGCCAAAAUGGUUAAUUAACCUCAUUUUAGUUAGUUUAGUGCUGAAACACUCAACAAGCUCCGCCCAUUUUUCUGUUUCUCUCGAACUCUCUCAAGGAGAUCUCGUAUUUUUGACUCUCCCCACUUAUUUUCGGGGAGAAUAAGGCAUUUUCAUAGAAUACCAUCUUAUUAUUAUUUUUUUGAUCAAAAGGUCAUUUUUGUUCCUUUUUUUGAAACUAUCAUCGUUUUUCUCAAAACUCUAAUAUUUUUAGAAAAUGGAGUCUACUGAAAAUAAUACAUGCAGAACAAUACAAGUUUAUGCGCCAGAACUAUUGGAUAUGAAAAUGUUGCAGAUAUUUUUCUCAUUUUUGUAUUUUCUCGUAUGGGUGACGGCUAUUGUUGGAAAUACUUUGGUUUUAUAUGUUCUUUCUGUUACUCAGGUUAGUUGAGGAAGUAGAUCCAUCUUCAAAAAAAAUGGGAUGGGAACAAUGAGAAUCUAGUGAAUGAAUGAAUAUAAUCGAAUUUCCUUCCGUUUGCUGAUGCAAGGAUUAUGCAAAAAAUUUGGGGGAAACGCGGAGGAAGCUGAUUUAUGAUGGGGAAAAGGAAAUAUUUGAGAAAACUAGAUCGAAAAGUUCUAGAUAAGUUUUCAGCUGCAUAAGGUUAUGAAUAGUUUCACCUGCAAAUAUGCGACGUGAUAUUUAGGAAAAAGAUCUAUGCCUGAAUGUAAAAAUGAAGUCAAAAAUUUUAACCUCAAUUUUUUCAGCUGUAAAAAGUUCAGCACCUCAGAAAAAAAAACUUUUGCAUUUCAAAUUACUUGAGUUAGUUUUUGACACGUCAUUACCAGGAAAUUUCUGAAUGAGAAUAUCUGAAAAAUUAUGUUUUGAUUCUCCAAUUCCCUAAUUAUUAGUUUUCUGAUCAGUUUCCUUAUUUGCAAAAAAAAUUAUAGGCAACAAAUCGGUAAUUAAUUUUUCAAAAUGAAAAAUACUUAUUCCAUUUCUGAAACCAGUCAGAUAUAUCAAUUGAUUCAAUUUCUAGAUUUCGAAUCGAAGAUUCCAAAAUUUAAAGUCGAGAUCCUGGAAUGCUUGAAAUUACUUUCCAAAACCUUGAAAUAUUUCAGGUCUCGUUAUCAGUUCGAACUGUAUUUGUUGGAUGUCUUGCAACUUCCGAUCUUCUUAUGUGUCUUUUUUCUCUUCCAAUUACAGUUAUCACAACAUUCACAAGAGAAUGGGUUUUCCCCGCAAUUUUUUGCAAUAUUGUUGGAGUUUUUCAAGGUGGAAGUAUUUUUGUGUCAUCGUUUACACUCACUUUCAUUGCGUUGGAUAGAUGUAUGCUUAUUUUGAAACCGAAUAAAGAGGUGAGUAAAGUUUAAUUUAAAAAUGAAUCUGAUGGAAAAAAUAACUAUGGCUAUGAAAAAAUCCGAAGAUCAUUCAUUAAAAAUUAAUUAGCUCAUACGAAUUCUGUUGAAAAAUGCAGGAUUCUGCAAAAUCUCAAUUUCAGUCAAACACAAUUUUUUGAGUGGGUUCUGUUUGUUUUACGAAAAAUCGUAUUGUUAGAAUCAACUUGACCUUUAGAUGAUAUAGCUUACAUUUCGAAAUAAAAUAAAGUUCAAAGAAUGGGUUUUUAUUAGAAAAAAAUUCCAAGUGCCACGUCAUAAACAUUUUUGUCUAUGAUUUCUGUAACUCAAUAUGCACUUUUACAUGUAUUUAGUAACCAGUUUUUUGACCAAACACCAUAUCCAAAAGUCUAGCAGCAAAAAAUUGUGUAAUAUGAUUUUCUUCGUUUUUCCUCUCCUUCUUCUUUCUGUUUUUUUUUACUCAUCCAUGGAUUUUCAUCUCAUCUCAUUAGUUAUGAGAUGUAUGUUCUUUUGAACAUAAAAAAGUAAUAAGUAUGUAUAAGGUUGAAGUUUGAGAUGUUAGUUUUACAUUGAUGUCACAAGAAAAAAGUGACAGUAGAAAAACUAGAAUAAUUAUUUGAUUUUAAAAAUCCGAAGCGAGCAAUCCAGCAAAAAUUUUACAACUUUUUUGAACUCGUGAAUAUUUUUUUCUCGAUUUCUUUAAUCACGGUCAACUCAGAAAUCAAAAUCUUAUCCGAAAAUGAAGACGUUUCCCGAUUCAAAAAUUGUGAAACCUCAAUAAAAAAGGAAUAUUUACAGAUGGUGAAUUAUUCACGUGCCUAUCUAAUUGUUGGAUUCAUUUGGGUUCUUGGUUAUAGUCUUGCACUUCCACUUGGCGUCUUCAGUAAAAUCACAAGUUAUGAUGAUCUUUGUGGUGCAUAUUGUGAAGAAGCUUGGCCCGAUAAAAAAUAUCGACAAGGUUACGGUCUAACUGUUUUAGCCUUACAAUUCGGAAUUCCAACAAUAAUUUCAUCAAUUUGUUAUUAUAUGAUAAGUCAAGUAAUGUCAUCCCAAUUAAAAAGAAGAAGAGGAGCAAUGACAAAACUUCGACCAGAAUCUGAGGUCAAAUUAGUUAGUCGAAAAACUCGAGCAAAUCGAAUGAUGAUUUUUAUGGUUGUUGGAUUUGUUCUCGCUUGGAUGCCAUUUAAUUUGAUCAAUUUAUAUCGAGAUCUGAUAGCGAGUGAAGAAUUGUCAAGCUGGUACAGCACUGUUUUUGUAUUUUGCCACGUUUGUGCAAUGUGUUCAGCAGUUGUCAAUCCAAUUAUUUAUUCAUGGUUCAACCCAUCGUUCAGAACAAGUAUAUUAACGGUUUUGAAAAAGUAUAGUGGAGGACAAAAAGGAAUGGGAGGAACACAGAAAAUGGUGAGGUUUUUUUUUUGAAAAAAAAACCAGAUUUGAUGAUUCCACAAGAUAACCUUGUUUGAAUUUAAUUCUAAAAACCUACACGGUGCUAAUUUUCAGGCCCAUAUUAAUCUCAUCUAAAAUUGUCAUAAACGAUACUUUAUUUUCAGACCCGACCUGAUACAAAAGUCACAAUCGCCAACGGCAACGAUUUUCAACAAGGCGAUCAAUAUUUAUGA
Molecule: messenger RNA, 10119 nt
Organism: Caenorhabditis angaria
Lineage: Eukaryota; Metazoa; Nematoda; Chromadorea; Rhabditida; Rhabditidae
Source: the annotation of a GenBank genome assembly